Haliotis rufescens (red abalone) is the source of this 2596-nucleotide messenger RNA. Its product is annotated as cyclic GMP-AMP synthase-like. The record is from RefSeq and is a predicted model, not a curated record. The coding region runs from base 487 to 1707 and encodes 406 amino acids. Lineage: Eukaryota; Metazoa; Mollusca; Gastropoda; Lepetellida; Haliotidae. The transcript is spliced from 5 exons.
AAGUUUAUUUAGCUGUCCUUGUAGACGGUAGCCCGGUCUCUCGUCACGCUCAGUUGCGUUGCGUAUCAUCCGGGUACUCACGGGGGAAAAAACAAUAACAAAGGCAACAACCAGUCCGGGGAAUUGCGUUAGAUCAGUGCCCCUUUAAUUACAACUUUACAUACUUCAAGUUAGUAAAAAAUAUUAGAAGUCUGAAUGACAUUGUCAAAUAACAUGGUUAAGAUAAGAUAUAUAUAUAUAACUGACGUGGCUCUGCAAACAGCUGUAGUGAUCGGUCACGUGAUCAACUUUCCCGCCAACACCGACAGGCAACAGAUUAAGACAAGACACUGGAUAACAACACAAACCAAUUCCACAUCGAUCAACCAUCAUCCGCUUUAGGUCCGUGUUACAAAAAUCCGACAGGCGACAGAUUGCGACUGGACACUGGACAGCAAACCAAAACCCAAUCCACAUCGAUCCACCAUAAUCCGCUCACGUUGAAAGAUGCAGACAAUGCAGAUGGAACAUCUUGUGGAACAAAUGAUAGUUAAAGGAAUAAUUUGUCAUCCCACAAGACCAAAGACUCAACUUCGGAAGUUCUUCGAGGAGGAAGUCAGUUUGAACCAGGACGAGAUAGCUGAAAUAGCUGAACAUUUCAACAAACUGAGGAGUGAUGUUGUAUCAUAUCUCAACGAGUCAACUCCAUGGACGUGGAAAACGUUUUCAGCGGGAUCUUACUAUGAUGGAACCAAGGUUUCCAGACCAAAUGAGAUGGACUGCCAACUGAUUCCAUCCUUUGUUGACGCGGUAACGCCAGACUACGAACGUUGCCAGCCUAGCCACUGCAGGCUGAAGGUUAACAACGAUGAAGAACACCACCUUCACAAAUACUGUGAUGAAGGCUUUAUGAACAUGGAAAAGUUCAGAAGAUACAUCUUUUGCAAGCUGGAUAAAUUUCAGAGCGGGCAAAGAAUUAAAAAGGAUCUUACGUAUGACAAAAGUCCAUCGUACCGCGUCAUCUACAAGACAACGGCUGACCUGCCAGACAUUGAGAUUGACUUUGUCGCAGCCAUCCAUGUUGACGAGUGGCCAGAUUUCCCUCUGGCCAACAAUUUACGAACGAAACUAUCCAGGGAUUUGCCCAGCGAGGUUGAUCCAAAAGGGAUCAUGGAUGAGGGCUUCAAUACCGUGAUGAAGCUUUGCAAGGCUGAUGUUCCGGACAAGGCUCUCCAGUGGAAGAUGAGCUUCACCUAUGCAGAGAAAAUGCUUUCGAAGCACGCAGACAAGAAAUGCUGGAAGCCAGUUAUAAGAAUUAUCAAGAGGGCAAAGGAGAUCGCAAAAGGUGACAGUGAUUUAUCCGACACAUCCAGCAUAUCAAAGCAGAUCAAAAAAGCUGCUGAGUACACAAAAAGGCAUUUCUUCCCUGACAGCGAUGACAGAUUGGGCCUGGGGACGUACCCGAUACGCAUGUUGAUGUGGACCCUGAUGUAUGACAGAGAGUUAGGAAGAGGGUACACAGCCUGGCAGAACUCAGACACGCUUGAAGAACUGCAUUUCAGUCUUAGACAAUUUAGAAAGAUGCUAGUUGGAAAUCUACCGAUUCCGAAUCUGUUUAUGCCCCUAAUGGCCGAUACCAUGACAACUGCAAGACAUGAUGAUAAACGUUUCAUGUACAUCAUGACGUUGGUCAUUGGCGUACUGUUUUCUGAACAACCAGAUGAUUAAAGGUACCUGUUGCAUUGCAUCUCCAGGUCUACCUAUCCUGCUGCUACAAAUGCAACAUAAGAAACUUCAAGUUUGAUAUAUUUGGAAUCAGUAUCAUUUUUUUACUAUUGCCAUUUUCUGUGUUUUCUAAGUGUUAAAGAGAGGCUCAGGUCAGUUGGCACUCCUAGCUAAUUUGUUUUAUAGUCAUUCAAAACGCACUUUAUCAGGGUAUGAAACUCCCAAAAAAUUCAGCCAGACCACAGGACUGGCUAGCUGAAAUACUUGCCAGCCCUGACCAAAACCUGCCUGCCCACUAUAAUCAUAUGUGUUCUGAAGCGUCCGGGAACAAUUGUCCGGGAACAAGUUUCAUGUUCCUGGACACAGUGGUUGACGCAUUGGUACACAACAGCUUCGCGGAAAGUGUUAAAGUUGGCAUGCAGCACGUGCUUCUUGCUGGAUGAGCGCAAAAUGCGCAUGCUCUAGAAACAGUUUAUUCCAGUUGGCUUCUGGCAUUCAUAUGGGCAAGGAGUAAAUGGAUAUCUCUCUCUAAGUUAGCAAAUAGUGAAUUAGAAAAUUACAGAAAUAGAAUAGAAUAGAAUAGAAAUAGUUGAGAGAGUUACCCAUUUACAUUGUUACCAUACGGCAACUUCACUUUUAGUUUCAAAUCCAUUUCAUUUGAUCUUAUCACAUUUUCAUUGUUUAGUUGAUUACAAGGGGAUUUCACGUUUAGUUGAUUGCAAGGUAAGUUUUCAUGUUUAGUUUAGUUCAGUCUUCCACUGCGAACCAAUAUGUUUCUCAGGAUAAUUUAAUUAAAAAUAUGAAAACUGAUUGCUUGUAGCAUAAGCGCAUCGCUAAAUGUUAGGUUGUCUAAAAGCUAACGGGAUUUCUUUUUGGUUAUAUUUUAUCAUUC